AUGCGGAUACCGGACCGCGAUCGUCCUUCAAAACGUCGCCGAGGUGACUCGGUGACUCCGAAUAAACCGGCCACCGGAACGAGGCCCGUCGAGAACCGUGAUAAGCUUGUGGUCAGUUCCCCACCCAAUUCAUUCUGGGUGUACUUGUCGCGUUUCCACCCCACCGUGACCACUGACGUUGUCGAAGGACUAGUUCGGGAUGGCCUACAGAUUCGGGAUGCCAUUCGAGUUGUUCCCUUAGUAAAAAAGGGUACUGACCUCCAGUCGCUAAAUUUCGUGUCCUUCAAGGUUGGCAUUCCCUUGAAAUACAAAGCUGCGGCCUUGACCCCCGACUGUUGGCCACAAGGAAUCGCUUUUAGGGAAUUCGACGACGCUCGUUCGAAUUCAGCGGUAUGGCUUCCCCCUAUUCCCACCGCUCCGCCUGCAACUCCAGCCGUUAAACCACCCGGUAACUCUGCUGUCGACACCUUAUCCGUGACUCCGAUGGCGCUGGACUCUCCAGCCCCUUUAGAGCCGUCGACUUCAGACGCCUAG
Sabethes cyaneus is the source of this 534-nucleotide messenger RNA. RefSeq lists its product as uncharacterized. The transcript has a single exon. The record is from RefSeq and is a predicted model, not a curated record. Bases 1 to 534 code for a protein of 177 amino acids. NCBI's taxonomy places the organism in Eukaryota, Metazoa, Arthropoda, Insecta, Diptera, Culicidae.